Messenger RNA from Endocarpon pusillum Z07020, 1626 nucleotides. RefSeq lists its product as uncharacterized. Gene Ontology annotation, biological process: purine nucleobase catabolic process. Gene Ontology annotation, molecular function: allantoinase activity. Bases 1 to 1626 code for a protein of 541 amino acids. The transcript has a single exon. The record is from RefSeq and is a predicted model, not a curated record. Lineage: Eukaryota; Fungi; Ascomycota; Eurotiomycetes; Verrucariales; Verrucariaceae. Gene Ontology annotation, cellular component: cytoplasm.
AUGAAUCAAAACAACGCAGCGGCCAAUGCAUACCCUACGCCUGCACCCUCCCCGCCAAGUGGCAUCACUGCAACUCCCUCGACUGGAUCCCCGAUAACAGUGGUAGCCUCUUCCCGAGCUGUCGUAUCAGGACGCUUGACAUCCGCUACCAUAGUCAUAUCUCAAACCACCGGAAAGGUCACGUCGAUCUUCUAUUCCAUCCUCCCGCCAUCCGAUUUCCCGCUCGGUACUCCAUAUGUCGAUCAUUCACCCCAUAUCUUGCUCCCCGGGCUGGUUGAUGCUCACGUGCAUCUAAAUGAGCCAGGAAGGACGGAAUGGGAGGGAUUCUAUACGGGCACACAGGCUGCCGCGUUUGGCGGUGUGACUACCGUGAUUGACAUGCCGCUAAAUGCUAUACCUCCAACUACUACAGUGGAAGGCUUGCAAGAGAAAGUCAAUGCGGCUCACGGAAAAUGCUGGGUGGACGUAGGCUUCUAUGGGGGUAUUGUUCCUGGAAACUUAGGAGAAUUAAAGCCUCUUGUACGCGAGGGCGUAAGAGGAUUCAAAGGCUUCCUCAUUGAUAGCGGAGUUAAGGAAUUUCCGGCCGUCUCUGUGGGAGAUAUCUCAAAAGUCAUGUCUGAACUGGCAGAUGAGCCUACCACCGUCAUGUUCCACGCAGAGAUGAUCCCUCCCAUUACCGAUUCUGUUGGGGACGAUGUGCAAACCUCGCUGCCUCCUCUAGCUCCCCAUGGUCCUCUCAACGCGUACAAGACGUUCCUUUCCUCGCGGCCUUCAUCCUUCGAAACUUAUGCCAUUGAAGCGAUCCUAUCACUGGCGCAUCUGGCUCCUGACCUGGCCCUCCACAUUGUUCACCUUUCUGCUAUGGAAGCCAUUCCGCUUCUGCGGAAAGCCCGUGCUCAAGGCAUCAACAUCACAGCCGAAACAUGCCCGCACUACCUCUCACUAGCGGCGGAAGAGAUCUCAGAAGGCGACACCAGACACAAAUGUUGUCCACCAAUUCGUGACCAGUCGAAUCAAGAUCGACUAUGGCAGGAACUGCGGGAGUAUGCGGCAGAAGGAGUCAUCAAGACAGUCGUCUCUGACCACUCGCCCUGCACGCCUGACCUCAAAUUGCUACCCUCCCAUGUCCCGGGGCACGUCUGUGCACCAGGUAGCGCUACUCAUACUCCCGAGCUCCCAAGCGAGCAGGGCAAUUUCUUCUCAGCCUGGGGCGGCAUCUCCUCCGUUGGCCUGGGUCUACCCAUCCUGUGGACCGAGAUGACGCAUCGAGGACUCACGGCGCCAGACUCCGCAAUCACCGAUCUGGUGCAAUGGUGCUGCGUCAACACCGCCGCCCAGGUAGGUCUAGAGAAGCAAAAGGGUGAGCUUGCCGUCGGUUUUGAUGGCGACAUCUGUGUUUUCGAUGACGACGCGGAAUGGAUUGUCGAGCCUAGUACCAUGCUUUUUAGGAACAAGUGCUCUCCGUAUCAGGGAAAGUUAAUGAGGGGUCAGGUUAGGGAGACGUGGGUACGAGGUCAGAGGGUUUUCGUGAGAGGGGCUGGGAAUGGUGGCUUUGUGGGCAAGGCCUGUAGUGGAAGGUUAUUGCUGGAGCCGAGGGUGAAAGGGUUGAAGAGGACGAAGAGUUAG